AUGGAUGCAUUUAUUGAGAAAAAUAAUGUAGGAUUUCAAAAGGAUCUAGGUAUUUUGAAAAGAUCGUGUGAGGAACGUUUUCUCGGGGCAACCAUAAAUCGUGAAGUUGUGUCCUUAGGGGCUCUUCGGGACCGCAUAACGGGCCGUUAUGAGAAGGAAUUCGAAGCGAAAACAAGCACAGGAUUCGAGAAGCAAAGUGAGUGA
Messenger RNA from Strongylus vulgaris, 204 nucleotides. The record is from the annotation of a GenBank genome assembly. Lineage: Eukaryota; Metazoa; Nematoda; Chromadorea; Rhabditida; Strongylidae.